AUGUCUUGCACCCAAGCAACCCAACCAUUCCGCUUCCUGGACCUGCCCGGAGAAAUCAGAAAUAACAUCUACGACCUGCUGCUAUGCUCCUGGGAAGAUGAACUCGAGCAAGACCCCAGCAUGAGCAGCAAGCUGAGCCGCCGCAGCCCAAGCAACCCAUCACCCUCGCUCCUCCGCGCCAACAAGCAGAUCUACGCCGAAGCGUCAGACUACAUGAUCAAGCGCAACCAAUUCGUCCGCAUCACAUGCCGAGGUCUGGACUCCCGUAACCUGUUCCUCGGCGAAGGCAUUCCCGUCAUAACAACCGAUGCACGCAAAGUAAGCGUAUUCGACGGCCACGUCAUGCACAUCACGCUGUCCAAGCCCGCGUUCACGCCAUCGCCAUUCCAGUUCUCCGAGUUCGAGAUCAUGAUGCUCCGGUCAGAUCUGCCGAAGUUGUGCGAGCAGCUGGACAUCGAAACCGUAAUGGCGGAUGCAAACUCAACCACCACAGAACACGCCUCCAUCAACGCCACCAUCCGUCUCAACUACGCGCAAACCCGUUUCUUCACCCCGAAGAUCCAGGAACGUCUCCUAGAGCCCAUUGCGACAUGUCUGCGCGGCAUCCCCAACAUGCGCAUCUCCGGCUUCGUCGAUCCCGCCCUCGCAGACAGCGUGCGCACGCAAGUCGCGCAACCCCGCUGGACAGACCCUGAGUCCACAAUCGAAGAAAUCGGCACCGGCGUCGACGUUGGAAAGCGCCAGUGGCAACAAUCCAAUUUCUACGCAGCUUCUGAAUCCUGGGCCUACGCCAUGCGCACCCUCGAGCGCAUGCGCCACUCCUCCUCGUGGGCGGGCCUGCAAAAAGCCGGCGGCGAGGAUUUCGUCAAUAAAACCGCCGAUCUCUAUUUUACACUCAACCUCUUCCACGCACAAUUCCUGCAAGUCGAUAUGGCGAACGACGCAUCUCAGGGUCCUCUUGUGCAGCGUAAUGGCCGUGUUGCGAUUGGCCAUUUGCGCAAGUGCGAAACGGCUGCUGCGCGGUUUGCGCAGCAUGCGGGUGCGACGUGGACGCCGAGUAAUGCGCAGAGCGCUAAGAUGCUGUUCAGGCAUGCGAGGUGUUUGAGGUUGAUGCGUGAUGAGAAGAGUAGUGUUAAGGCGGUUACGUUGAUUGAAGAGGCGGCUGCGCUGCAGCCGACGGAUUUGGCGAUUAGGGAUGAGAAGGAUGCUGUGCUUACUUGGGAGGCUGAGCUUGAGGAGGCAAGGAGAGUGAGUGCGGAGCAGAACCAGCAGUCACAACAAAAUGAGAGGAGGGGUGUUUGGUCGUCGAUCUGGGGCGCGGUUGCGGAGCUGGCAUCCUGA
This is a messenger RNA of Alternaria metachromatica, 1341 nucleotides long. RefSeq lists its product as uncharacterized. The transcript has a single exon. The record is from RefSeq and is a predicted model, not a curated record. Bases 1 to 1341 code for a protein of 446 amino acids. Lineage: Eukaryota; Fungi; Ascomycota; Dothideomycetes; Pleosporales; Pleosporaceae.